AUGCGUCUCAGCUAAAACAUACGUUGUGAUGUUAUCCUAUUUCUCUUGCUAUAUUUAGAUGGGUUCAAUGUUGGCGCUGCUGUUGCUUGCAUUUUGCUCGUCCAUAGAUGGACAACUCAGCGCUAUGUUUGGAAAUCCCAUCCAAGCCCCAAAUUGUGAGUCGUGGUCUGAAUGGGGACCCUGUGUGUGGCUGAAGGGUAAAGAGAAAAGGUAUCAACGAUCGUAUUUUGACCAACUACUACCAGGACGAAAAGGUUGCCGCAAUCAUGUGUUUUUUCGACUUCUGAAGGACCGCUGGGGAGUGGCCUUCAACAAUUUCUACAAUUACCUUCGCGAAAUAACGGUAAGCGAACAACAAUGCGGCGAGUGCUCGUACCAGCAGAGCUGUGGACGUCAAUGUCAUCGGCGGGGCGAAGUCACGAUGAUUAACCCGCUCUUUGUCGCUGAGCGUCGUUGUAUGGGCUUGGAGCAGAACCAGGCGUGUACUUCCAAAUAUAUGCCUGACUGCAAACUUUGGCCAAACCGCUCGAUUCAACUCCCAAAUGUCACGGAAAGCAUGCAGCAGAUUAUCGACGGGUUGGAUUACCUCACUUGCGUUCCCCAGCACAGGCAAACCGGAUCAGUAUGCCGUUGCUGCUGUCAUCCCUAUACGCCCAAUCCGCAGACAUUCAAGUGUGAGCUGAAAUCUUUUAUUACUGGACACUGAACGAACUCUGCAUUUUCCAAUUUGCGUGUCUGUUUUUGAAUGUUUCCUGCUUUUGUUAAUCACCUAUUUAUUUUCUGUUGUUGAGGUCAUAAAAAAUUUUCAAAG
Cylicocyclus nassatus is the source of this 811-nucleotide messenger RNA. The record is from the annotation of a GenBank genome assembly. NCBI's taxonomy places the organism in Eukaryota, Metazoa, Nematoda, Chromadorea, Rhabditida, Strongylidae.